This is a messenger RNA of Poecilia reticulata (guppy), 2230 nucleotides long. It is a transcript of the gene htr3b, whose product is annotated as 5-hydroxytryptamine (serotonin) receptor 3B. Gene Ontology annotation, cellular component: postsynaptic membrane. Gene Ontology annotation, molecular function: transmembrane signaling receptor activity; extracellular ligand-gated monoatomic ion channel activity. Gene Ontology annotation, biological process: monoatomic ion transmembrane transport. The record is from RefSeq and is a predicted model, not a curated record. Lineage: Eukaryota; Metazoa; Chordata; Actinopteri; Cyprinodontiformes; Poeciliidae.
CAAUACCAAACCAAAAUGUCUGCACAACACCGCAUAUUGUUCCUGAACGCCACUCAGUUCACAUACAGCUGAAUGUUUUUGUGGAUAUUUCUGCCGUUGACAAAGUGAACUUUUGGAUGGCUGGUUCUGGCAUGAUGAUUCUGGUUUGGAUCAUAUUCUUUUUAUCAGUUAAUCUGGCUGAAUGUGUGCCAGAGAAGCCAAAGAGAUCCACUCUGAACCAGCUGACCAGAACCCUGCUGAGGAAAUAUGACUGUGGAGUUCGACCCGUCCACAACUGGACCAGUUCUACUACAGUCUACAUAGACCUCAUACUGCAGUCUGUCCUCGAUGUGGAUGGAAAGACCCAGAGCAUUACUACAAGCAUUUGGUACAGACAGAUCUGGAGGGAUGAGUUCCUCGUUUGGAACCCGGAGGACUUUGACGGCAUCACUGAGCUCUCUCUCUCUUCUGACGCCAUCUGGGUGCCUGACAUCAUCGUCACUGAAUUCGUGGAAGAGGGAAAGUCCCCUCCAAUCCCCUACGUCUAUGUCAACUCAUCUGGUUCUGUGAGGAACUACCGGCCGAUCCAGGCGGUGCUGGCGUGCAGCUUGGAGAUGUACACCUUUCCUUUUGACAAGCAGAACUGCAGCCUCACCUUUCGCAGCUGGCUUCACUCAGUGAAAGAAAUCGACCUGGCUCUGUGGAGGAGCGCAGAGGCCAUAGCGGGCGAUAAGAGGGAGUUCAUGAAUGAUGGCGAGUGGGAACUGCUGUCCGUUCCAUCCCAGUACUGGCAGAUCCACCAAGACGACGCCGACUAUGCUCAGAUCCAGUUCAACCUGCUGAUCCGCCGGCGCCCCCUGCUGUAUGUGGUCGGCCUCCUCAUUCCCAGCAUCUUCCUCAUGCUGGUGGACGUGGUGAGCUUCUACCUGCCUCUGAACAGCGGAACGAGAAUUGCCUUCAAGAUCAGCAUUCUGCUGGGCUACACCGUCUUCAGGGUCAACCUGACAGACGAACUGCCUGCCACCGCUCUCAGGACUCCUCUCAUUGGAGUGUUCUUCGUGGUGUGCAUGGCCAUGCUGAUGCUCAGUCUCAUCAAGUCCAUAUUGGUGGUGAAGCUGCUCCAUCACAGCGAGAAAGAGGUCAAGCAAAUGUCACUGUCUGCCUGCCUGCUGGACCGGUACGGCUCAGCCGGCCACAGCCUCAGCGAGAGCGCUUUGACCUCCAUCAAAACCCUCGACAACAUCUACGCACCUGGAGAUUAUGAGCUUGAAAGCUCCCUGGAGGAAGAUCUCCUGUCCCUGAAUGACGUCCCAGAUCCUCCGUCUGGACUGGAGUGGCUGCUCCAGGAACUGGUUUUCCUUCGGAUGGCUUUUUCCCAGGAGGACAGCGAGUCUUCAGCUCAGGCCGAAUGGUUGUCGCUCUGCCUGCGGCUCGACCGCUUGCUGUUUCGCCUUUACUUGCUGGUUUUAGCCGUGUACACCGGUACGCUGCUGCUGCUGUGGGCCAGAUGGAGCUUCAGUUGAGCCAGCAGCACAAAUAUGAUCACUUGGUGGUUCGGCUCAACAACACUGAUUGGGAAACUCAUUCAGAAGAGAAGCCAUCUGAUUAAGACAAACUCAUUGUAAAGGUAUUACUAAGUCAUUGAUUUUGUAAACAGUUAUCUAAAAGUUUUACAUUUCUUUGCUUUUCUAAAAAAAUGACCAUGCUUUAGAGGCUCUGAACUCCCUUUUAUUGCAAAAAGUGAUUGAACAAGAGCUUUUAGGUGCUCUCAUUGACUCCUUCUGCAAAUUUCAGUCUGUAUUGUUUCAGUUGGCUUGUUUUGCAUGACCUGCAGGACAAUCUGCAGUCUUAGUAGCCCCGGAUUCAAGUUUAGACUUUGACACUAAGAAGCUGGGGAGGCUUAUUUUUGAUUUAGAAAUACUUAAUUUGCAAAAUUAAACUUUAACUUCUCAUUGGUUAUUUUUAAUGCAUGGCAUCCCACAUAGUUCUGUUCUUGAUCCUGUUAAGUUUGUGUCUUUUUUGUUUCCCUUAUAUUAUCUUAUAUGAUCAUCACCAGGUAAUGUCAGAAGCUUUUUUUGUGGUGAGUCAAGCAUCCAUUAGGCAUCUGCAGGUGAUGUAAAAUGCUAUUAUAUGUAUUUUUUGCAUUAGCAUUUGGCACAAUUUAAUAGUUUGACUCCAGUAUAUUUAUUUUUUGUGUAUUUUCAUGUCAUUUGCAUAGAAAUUUGUGAACCACUUUGAAGUACUUCAUUAA